UGGGAGAGGAAGCGACCAGUAUGGGUGAUGCUGAUGGUCAACUCCUUGACGGAGAGUGACAUCAGGAGCCGCGGAGUGCCAGUACUCGACCUCUACCUGGCCCAGGAGGCUGAGAGACUCACCAAGCGUACUGGUGCAGUGGAGCGAGUCGAGGAGCAGUGUGUUCCACUCAAUGGUCUUAACUUUUCUCAGGUGGUGUUCGCGUUGAAUCACACUCUCUCGCAACAAGAGAUACUGCGUGAGGGAGAGGGUCAUCUGACGUACACCACCGACCACCUCAUCACACACUACAACUGUGGUGAUCUGGACGCUGUUAUCUUCUCUCAAGACACCACACAGGUCCCUCACUUGGGUAACGCCUCGUUGCCGCCGCUAGAGGCCGCUACAGCUACCCACAUAGAUGAGUACUUCAGGGAGGAACUCAUCUACAGGAGGAACAAGAGGAUGGGUCGCCGGGUGGUGGAGAUACUCCGAGCCAAUCCUGACCAGAGCUUCUUCUUUGCCUUCGGCGCCGGUCACUUCUUGGGCAACCACACGGUGUUGGACGUGGUGCGCUCUGCUGGUCUGUCCGUGCAACACGUAGCUCCUGAGACCAGGAUAAAGAGACACAAGCGUCGACGCGGCCACCGGGGAGGGAUAGUGCCAGAACCGUCAGUGCUGAAGGACUUUAGAACUUCUAGUACCCUGGACGCUGAGCAACAGCACGACCCAGCCUUUGCCAAGUUCCUGUCGAAACAAGCGGCGGGGCACGGGGUUCACCGUGGGCUGCCUACCACCAGUGAACCCUCCAGGAAACAUGCCCAUUUUAAUGACCUCUGGGUCAGAAUAGAUCCACAGCCUCCAGAUGUGAGCAAUGCUAGGUGAUGGUAAAGAAGAGAAACACUCACCAUUGGACAUCAGCACUUAGGACUUCAGAGCACAUCAGUACCUGGCAGACAGGAGCACAGUGCACACUGGCACCAACAAAUUCUUCAUAAGAUGCAAAGCUACAAGGAAAAGUGUCGAUCAUUUAGGACAGAUAUUAACCCACAUUAUAAAACCAAACACAUGCAUUACUGAUACUUUACUAAAUAUUUAAUGCAAAUGAUGUUGCCUAAUAAAAACAAAGAAAUAAUCAUAAUAGAUUAUUAUCAGUAAUUAUUAUUAUAUCCAUUGAAAAAGUGCUAAACCUGUAUGGGUCGUACAGUGCCAAAAAAAAGAAGGCAGGGAAGAAGUGUAUGAAGGUAAGGUAUAUGUGAAAAGGGUGAAUCAAAGUUGGUGUGGUUGUACUAGAAAUGUGUGUAGAAAGCUAAAGAAUCUUAAUGUAUAAUUUUGGCUUAUAAAGCAGUUUUGUAGAGGAAGUGAGGUUUAUCUUGCUGGCAAAAAAUCACUCAGGCAUUAAUGUUUAUUAUUUUGCCACAAUUCAGUGAAAGAAUUAAAAGUGAACCCUUCAUUUAACAGACCUAAAUUUAACGAAUCUCCAUUUAGUGGACUUUGGAAAUAUGGGACAAAAUCCCCUGGGUCAGUAGAUUUGGAAAUGAUGGAUAAAGUCCUUUGGUCACAGUGUAUAUUAUUGUCACAUGGCAAAACAAACUUCUCUAUCAUUUUAUAAUGGUGACCUUAAUAUAUAGUGUAUGGAGAUGAGAAACUGUGUGUAAGCGAGUGACCAAGUAAUGUAUAUCAUCUUGUAAUGACUAUUUCAGGUGUAAAUACAAGCUCUGAUUUCCUAGUGACAGAGAAAGUACCAUUUUUCCUGCGGUUAUGAAGCCAGUGUUUUGUGUGGUAGGGAAUACUCAGUAUGUGGUAUAUAACAUGUCUUAAACCAGCAUUUGUGUGUGGUAGAGAACAUAUCCUACAUCAGCACUUUUGUGUGGUAGGUAACCAUUGCUACACUAGCACUUGUGUGGUAUGAAACUUUUGGUACACCAGCACAUGUGUGUGGUAGAGAAUACUUCCUACACCAGCACUUGUGUGUGGUAAGGAACACUUUCUACACUAGCACUUGUGUGUGGU
Molecule: messenger RNA, 1992 nt
Organism: Cherax quadricarinatus
Lineage: Eukaryota; Metazoa; Arthropoda; Malacostraca; Decapoda; Parastacidae
Source: RefSeq, a predicted model, not a curated record